This is a messenger RNA of Candidula unifasciata, 338 nucleotides long. NCBI's taxonomy places the organism in Eukaryota, Metazoa, Mollusca, Gastropoda, Stylommatophora, Geomitridae. The record is from the annotation of a GenBank genome assembly.
GGUCGACAGGAAGUUUGAACAGAAGUAAACGUCUCAGCACAUCCUCAUCCAACAUCUCAGGCCGCAAGACACCAACAUCUGUAACAUCAUCUUCUUCAUCCAGUCGCCGACCACCCGGUUUCUCCUCCCGAUCAACCACCCCAACUGUUGCAUUUGGUACAUCUGUCAGAUCCCGACCAACAACCCCCACAUUCUCAACGCACACACCUCAAAGACCUGGCAGCGUCACACCUACAAAAGGCCUGGGUUCAACUCCUUCUGGACCACCUCGACACCGCAAGCUGCCUACCACACCCAAAACACCAACACAGAUGUCCUCAUCACAAGGAUUCAGAUAG